AUGAACUCUCAUCGAUCACAAUCUGAGUACAGACUUUUGCCUGACGAUGAGCACAACAAUGUGCGUGACCCAGUCUGUGCUCGUUGUCAAGAACCAAUUUCCGGGAAAUGUUCUUCAAGAUGGAACUCAAUAACGAAAUUUCUUCUCAUCUUUGGGCUCUGCCAAGUGCCUGUUCUCUUGCUCGGCUUUCUUGCUUUACCGCGGUUUCAAAGUAAGCCCCAAGGGACAAUGGGAAGUGAAGACAGCAGCGGAUACCUUGCCCUCAAAAAAUACAGUUCCAUCAAGAGUCCUUAUAACAUUGUCGACGCUGCAGAUGCAUCACCAGAAGCUGAUGAAUUUGGAACGAACUUAAAAAAUGACGACGGUAUAGUCGCAGUAGACAGCCAAUGGGCACGGCAGAGAAAUCUUCCACAUACUGUUUCACAUCCCCAUAAGCCUGAUCUGCAAGUAUAUCAGCUGAAUGUGUUCCAUUCCCUGCACUGUCUGUAUCGCAUUAGGAACCGGCUAAUUUCAAAGAUUCCGCUCGAGAAGUGGCCGCGGAAUGACAUACACACGAUGCAUUGUGUAGACCACCUAAGAAAUGAUUUGAUGUGCAAUAUUGACGUUUCACUCUCUGGAUCAGCUGGGUUUGUCUCUUUCAAUGUUCAUGGUCAUGAUCGGCAAUGCAGAGACAUGACCGCGGUACAGAAAUGGGCUCUUGAACAUAGCUGGCCCGGCUACAAGAGCUUUCUGGAGGACGUUGUUGGAUACGACGCAGAUGAGGCCGAACGUGUGAACAUGGCCGUCGCUGGGCAAGGCAAAUGGAAUAAGGCAAACAGCACUCAUGACAAAGAGACUGGUAAGAUAGAUGUUUGGUUUGAAGAAACAUAA
Colletotrichum truncatum is the source of this 870-nucleotide messenger RNA. RefSeq lists its product as uncharacterized. The record is from RefSeq and is a predicted model, not a curated record. Gene Ontology annotation, biological process: mycotoxin biosynthetic process. NCBI's taxonomy places the organism in Eukaryota, Fungi, Ascomycota, Sordariomycetes, Glomerellales, Glomerellaceae.